AUGCAGGCCAACUCCCACGUUUUGGAAACCUCCUCGGACGUGGAGGAGCAGCGCUCUGAACUCCUUGGGGCUGGCAGCAUGCGCCUGCCAGGCACAGGUAUGCCUGGGCGCCUCGCUUUUGGUUUGGGCUUCCUGGGCUUCGCAUUGCUGGGGCUGGGCUUCCUCGCCGGCCGCAUGACGAUGCCACCACCGCCUUCGAGCGAGGCCAUCGAAUCCGCGGUAAUCCAGCGCUUCGACCAGUCACACAUAGAUGCCGUGGUGAAGCACAUCUUCGACGAGCACGAUGCGAACGGCGACGGGGUCUUGGGCAUGAGCGAAACGAAAGGCCUCCUGAAGCAGGUGUUGAAGGAGUCGGAUGAUGAUCGAACCGACGAUGAACUUCAUGAGGCCGCCAAGGAGCUUGAUCACGAUGCCGAUGGAGGGGUUCAGAAGACUGAGCUGAAGCAACUCAUAAACCACCUCAUGAGUGGUUUCAAGCGCUAA
This is a messenger RNA of Symbiodinium sp. CCMP2592, 483 nucleotides long. The record is from the annotation of a GenBank genome assembly. NCBI's taxonomy places the organism in Eukaryota, Dinophyceae, Suessiales, Symbiodiniaceae.